Messenger RNA from Didymodactylos carnosus, 318 nucleotides. NCBI's taxonomy places the organism in Eukaryota, Metazoa, Rotifera, Eurotatoria, Philodinida, Philodinidae. The record is from the annotation of a GenBank genome assembly.
AUGAAAAUAAUUUACGGCAUACAAGGCCGUCAAAAUAUAUUUCCCUACCAUGCACUUGGUCAAUUGUAUCGUGUUCCUUUACGGUGGUAUUAUUCAAAUUCUCGUCCAUUUCGCAUAACACAUCGUAUUCUUGCCGGUGCUGUUCUUCUACAAUUAUAUCUUGCUAUUACGCGUAAAGCUGAUCUUGCUUAUACACCAUAUACAAUGGUUCAUCAUCAACUAGAUCAUAAAUUUGCCCAUUGGCUCGAUGAUCUACGUUAUCCACCAAAUAAAGAAGAAGUCGAAAAAUUCAAAAAAGAACAAGGAAUUAAAAAUUAA